Messenger RNA from Lachancea thermotolerans CBS 6340, 2493 nucleotides. RefSeq names its product ATP-binding cassette long-chain fatty acid transporter PXA1 (gene PXA1). Gene Ontology annotation, biological process: peroxisome organization; very long-chain fatty acid catabolic process; fatty acid beta-oxidation. Lineage: Eukaryota; Fungi; Ascomycota; Saccharomycetes; Saccharomycetales; Saccharomycetaceae. Gene Ontology annotation, molecular function: ABC-type transporter activity; ATP binding; ATP hydrolysis activity. The transcript has a single exon. Gene Ontology annotation, cellular component: peroxisomal membrane. The record is from RefSeq and is a predicted model, not a curated record. Bases 1 to 2493 code for a protein of 830 amino acids.
AUGGCAGAAACAACAAUCACAGCACAGAGGCUGAAAGAACUUUUGGUUCGACUUCCUCACGAGUGCAUUGGAAUAGACCUCCGCGGGGUUGCGCGCGGUAAGUAUGCCAAGGUGAUACUCAAGCACCUAUGGUGGCUGGUCCGAAACCCUGACACUUCUCUGAACCACAGGAAGCGGGCGCAAAUCAUUUUUAUCACCCUGGCGUUUUCUGCUGCUUCCGCAGCGUCUGGCGUAGGCUAUGCGAUAUACACACUAAUUUCGAGGCUGCGCGCCCGUACUUUCGGGAGAACACCCGUGAUGAGGAGGACAAGGUCACAGGUCAUGCUUGAAAACGGUGCGCGGGUCAUGUAUGUGCCCUACGAGGAAAACGCAACAAACAAGAAGCGCAUCCUGAUCAGCCCGAAAAGUGACGACAUGUAUGAGCACGAUAAGUUUCUGUUCAAGUAUUUCGGCAAGAACAAGAUUUCUCAGGUGUUUUACUCAAAGUUCAUCAGCCAACUGAACAUCAUUUCGCGGAUACUGGUACCGAAGGUCACCGACCAGAACUCUAUCUUGCUCAUCUUUCAAAUCUUCUUUCUCGUCAUGCGCACCUGGCUGUCGCUGUUUGUGGCGCGUCUCGACGGACAGAUCGUCAAGGACAUUAUAUCUGGGAACAGCCGAAAAUUCCUUGUCGACCUCUUGUGCUGGUUCCUCAUCGCAUUCCCCGCCUCUUACACCAACAGUGCCAUCAAGUACCUUCAGCGCAAGCUGAGUUUGAAUUUCAGGAUUAACCUUACACGGUACAUUCAUGACAUGUAUCUUGAUAAGAGGCUUGCAUUUUACAAACUGACGUUUGACAACCAAGCUUCGAGCUCGGUGAUUGCCAACAUUGACAACUCGAUAACCAACGAUGUUACGAAAUUUUGCGAUGCGAUUUGUUCAGUUUUCGCCAACAUCGCGAAGCCCGUGAUUGACCUAGUGUUCUUUUCUGUCUACCUCAGAGACAACCUUGGGACUGUCGGGAUUGUGGGCAUAUUCGUAAACUACUUUAUCACGGGCUACACACUCAAGCGCUGGACGCCCCCACUCGGUAGGCUUGUGAGUCAACGUUCAACGGCAGAAGGUGACUAUUACAACUAUCACCUCAACCUUAUCAACAACAAUGAGGAGAUUGCCUUUUACCAUGGAACUAAGGUUGAGCGCACAAAAGUGAACGCCCUCUACGAUCAUUUGAUGGACCAAAUGCUUUUAGUCGACCGCGUAAAGGUGAAUUACAACAUUUUGGAGGAUUACGUUUUGAAAUAUACGUGGUCUGCCCUUGGUUACGCAUUCGCUUCUAUUCCCAUCGUCAUAGCAACUUUCAGUUCCGGUGUAAACAAUGAAGAUGUCAAUAUGAGAGAGUUUAUUGUGAACAAAAGACUAAUGUUGUCGUUGGCAGAUGCGGGCGGUAGACUAAUGCAUUCUAUCAAAGAUAUUGCGCAGCUAACGGGCUAUACUAACAGAAUAUUCAUCUUACUCUCGGUAUUGCACAGGGUUCACUCUAAUGUGUACAAUUACGGUGCAACAGUUGAAGAAGGGGAAGAUUCUAGUGGCCACAAUUCUUUGACGAGCAGUGACAUUGUGCGUGGCACUCUUCAAAGAAACUUCAACGGUAUCAGGCUGGAAAAUAUAGACGUUGUCAUCCCUUCAAAAUAUGGAAAAGAUGGAACACGCCUUAUUAACAAACUCAGCUUUCAGGUGCCACCUGUCAUUACUCUUGGCAAUGGAAACUCCGAUUCCAACCUUAAUAUCAAUAAAAAGCUAGCUUUCCAAGGUCCAGGAAGUAGUAUGUUAAUAUUGGGCCCAAACGGCAGCGGCAAGACUUCGAUACAAAGGAUCAUCGCCGAAAUAUGGCCAAUAUACAACAAAAACGGGCUGUUGUCAAUUCCGCCUGCCUCUGACUUAUUUUGCGUUCCCCAAAAACCGUAUUUUAUCCAAGGAGGAACUUUCAGGGAGCAAAUCAUUUACCCAAUGUCAGCCGAUCAAUAUUUUGACAUGGGUUAUCGGGAUAAAGAGUUGACGCAUAUUCUGGGGGAGGUUAAGCUGGACUACCUUCUAAAGAGAGAUAAAGGAUGGAGAUACCUUGACGCAGUCGCCGAAUGGAAAGACGUAUUGAGUGGCGGUGAGAGGCAAAGAAUCAAUUUUGCUCGCAUCAUGUUCCACAAACCCAGAUUUGUAGUUCUCGAUGAAGCUACUAACGCUAUUAGUGCUGAUAUGGAAGAUUACUUAUUCGGUCUUUUGAAGAGAUACCGUUUUAACUUUAUCACUAUUUCUCAAAGGCCCUCUCUAAUCAAGUAUCAUGACCUCGCUUUAGACAUAUCAACCGACGGAACCUGGCGCUUGCAGAAUCUCGGCACUGACGAGGUUAUCACUUCAAUCGAGAAAGAGAUUGAGAUGCUAGAAAACAAACUGAAAAAUGUCAACGUUUGGGAAGGAGAGCGGGCAGCUUUAAUGAGAAAGCUUGCUCAUAUUUGA